UUGCGGUGUCAUAAACUGAAUACACAUUUCUGAUCCGGCAGUCUGUUUCGGAAGGUGAUAGUGUCAAGUACAAGUCAUGUCUUCUUGGUCUUCUGAACACGUUUUUGAACACCCCUGGGAAGAAGUUGUUAGAGCAGCUUUCCGUAAAUACCCCAAUCCAUGUAACCCGGCAGUAAGUGGUGUAGAUGUCGUAGAUCGCACGGUUUGUCCAAAGGGAACUAUACAGACUCAUCGUCUGCUCUCCACGGAAUUUCCGCUACCUGAUGUAGCGGCCCGGAUAAUUGGCACACCAGAGAAAAAUUUCAUCAGUGAACACUCAACAUUAAAUCCCAGAAAUAAACUGUUGAAAUUAGAAUCCCGUAAUCUUUUAGGAGCCAGUAGUCAUGGAAUGCAUAUCAGUGAACACUCCAGGCUUGAUACCACCCAGUCUACAUUCAAGCUGCAGUCUAAAAAUCUGACUCUGGGACAUUUAGUGUCAGUUCAUGAACAUUUGGAGUAUUUUCCUCAUCCACAAGACAAGUCCAAAACCUGUCUGAAGCAGAAAUCUGUUGUAAAGGUGAAUGUGCCUUUUUUGUCUGGUUACCUGGAGAAACUCCUUCUAGAAAACUUUGAGAAAAAUGCACAGAAGGGAAGAAAUGGAAUGGAGUGGGUUAUGGACAAGAUAAAGGAAGAAGAUUCUAAUAAGGUGAAACUGGAGACCUCAUCAGACAUUUUAUCACAAAUAGAAACAAAAUUCAAGAAAGAGGCAGAAGAUCUAAAACAAAGUAUGGACAGUUUUCUAAAGAACGCCCAAGCCACUGGAUCACCGCUUUGAUGAUGGAGGACUUUAGGUGUAAUAAUAUUUAUUCUGGCCUUGUGAAAUAAGAAAUUGACUGAUGUAGCAAUCGUGGAUCUGAUCCAUAUUUGUAUUACAGCUUAUUUACACUGUGUGAAAGGGCCAUUUGAAUUUGUAGCUAUAUUUUCUGUGAUAAAUCAUGACCAUUAGGCCGUUUUAAUAACAUAGCUUCCUCAGGGUUAUCUUCAUAGGAAACAGAAAUCCAUCCAGAGCUUUUAUUUCACUUCUUAUUACUAGGUUUAGGUUACUAGGAGAAUUCUUUGUUUUAUUUCUGUUGUAUUAUAGGAAUCUCAGUCUCUACAUGGCAUAUAAUAACUGAAUCAUAUAAAUGUACAUCACAGGAAAUCUAUGGCAGUUAAAUCUUGUUUCAUUCAUCAGCAGUUUUGCAGAACUUGGAUAUUUUGUUGUUAAUAUUUUAUCAGCAGAUCUCAGCUUUAUAUAUAUGUACAUGUUGUUCAGAUGUUUCUUGUUUACCCUGAAUUAACUGGAAGUUUUAUAGAACAAAUUGGGCAUUUAAAAUAACAGCUGUGUAGUGCCUCAGUUUUAAACACAAGACCAAUGUAAAAAUCCAUGUUUUAUUGAAUACAUUUAUACAUGUUUACAUGUGUUUUGUGUCAUCUUUAUUGCCAUACCUAUUGUUAUGUUGCUGUCUAUUAAAUUUCGGAAGUUUUA
Messenger RNA from Saccostrea cuccullata (small rock oyster), 1507 nucleotides. Its product is annotated as PRELI domain containing protein 3B-like. Gene Ontology annotation, molecular function: phosphatidic acid transfer activity. The transcript has 7 exons. The record is from RefSeq and is a predicted model, not a curated record. Gene Ontology annotation, biological process: phospholipid transport. Gene Ontology annotation, cellular component: mitochondrial intermembrane space. Bases 77 to 814 code for a protein of 245 amino acids. NCBI's taxonomy places the organism in Eukaryota, Metazoa, Mollusca, Bivalvia, Ostreida, Ostreidae.